AUGGCCCCAGAGACCUCCCACAUACUCUGCGGGCACAGUGAUCUCAUCGAAGCUAAUCAGAUUUGUAUUUGGCGGACCCGGGGAGGAGCUGACGAGCUCGUACUCCCCACCGCAGCCCUGGGAGACGUCCCAGUGGUGUUUGGGGGCCCGAUUCGUGGCCCAUUUGCACACUGGCGAGACGUCCAAGACAUUGCAAAUUACCAGUCAGUGGACGUUCGGAAGAGAUGCUGGGUAACUUUCUGUUCCUCGGAAUGGCCCACGUUCAAUGUGGGCUGGCCAAGGGAUGGUACUUUUGACAUCAAUGUUAUCUUACAGAAAAGAAGAACAAGCAGCGCCAGCCUCUGCUGGUCCUUCUCCGAUGGCCGCACGCCUGAGGGGACGAAGGGACCAGCUGCAUGCAGCGGAUACAACCUCCUCACAGGCAUUCCCUCUUCGCAUGGGAAUGAACGGCCAACUGCAGACCUCUACAACUGGAAACAUAAUAACCCUCCUUUUUCUGAGGACCCCUCUAGGUCGACUGCUCUGAUUGAACCUAUUUUGAUUACCCAUCAGCCUACAUGGGACGACUGCCAACAGCUGCUGCAGGCCCUGCUGACUUCGGAGGAAUGGCAGAGGGUCCUCCUGGAAGCCCGGAAGGAAGUCCGGGGACCUGAUGGCCGCUCCACCCAAUUGCCUAAUGAAAUAGAUUCUGCCUUUCCCCUUGAAUGCCCCUCUUGGGAUUUCACCACGGUGGAAGGUAGGAAUCACCUAGCCCUCUAUCGCCAGUUGCUCAUAGCGGGUCUCCACAGGGCGGCUCGACGCCCAACGAAUUUGGCUCAGGUAAAGCAGGUUAUACAGGGGUCAGAGGAAACUCCCUCUGCGUUCCUUGAGAGGCUCAAAGAGGCUUACCGCAGAUAUACUCCCUAUGACCCUGACGACCCCGGACAGGAGACCAAUAUCUCCAUGUCUUUUAUUUGGCAGUCAGCUCCAGAUAUCAGACGCAAGCUGGAGCGUCUAGAGAACCUCAGGGAAAGCUCACUCAGGGAUCUGCUAAAGGAAGCAGAAAAGAUUUUCAAUAAGAGGGAGACUCAGGAGGAGAGGGAGGACCGCCUAAGAAAAGAAGCUGAGGAGAGGGAAAAGGAAAGGGAAAAAGAGAGGGACCGCAAGAGACAUAAGGAAAUGAGUAAACUUUUGGCCACCGUAGUGUCAGGGCAAAGACAGGAUAGACAGGGGGGAGACAGAAGAGGGCUACCCCUCGACAAGGACCAAUGUGCCUACUGGAAAGAAAAGGGGUCUUGACCCAAAGGCUGGGGCCCUGG
Microtus oregoni (creeping vole) is the source of this 1298-nucleotide messenger RNA. RefSeq lists its product as uncharacterized. The transcript has 4 exons. The coding region runs from base 1 to 1278 and encodes 425 amino acids. The record is from RefSeq and is a predicted model, not a curated record. Gene Ontology annotation, biological process: virion assembly. Lineage: Eukaryota; Metazoa; Chordata; Mammalia; Rodentia; Cricetidae.